Eupeodes corollae is the source of this 11639-nucleotide messenger RNA. It is a transcript of the gene e(y)3, whose product is annotated as supporter of activation of yellow protein. NCBI's taxonomy places the organism in Eukaryota, Metazoa, Arthropoda, Insecta, Diptera, Syrphidae. Bases 910 to 6990 code for a protein of 2026 amino acids. The transcript is spliced from 11 exons. The record is from RefSeq and is a predicted model, not a curated record.
UUUCAAAAAUGGCGUACAAAACAAGCCUUUUGUCCGCCGGGUAGUUUUUCUGAGUGGAUAGUUUUCUCUUCGAGUUUUUUCUUUUUAAUUUUUACAAUAAGAUUCUCCCGUGCAACGUCCUAAUUAAAUGUGAAUUGAUAAAAAUAAUUAUAAAUAAUUCAAGUGACGGAUUGUGAAUAUUUUAACAAGUACAGGAAAUCCGAGAAGAGGAAAAAAACAUUACGAAUAUCAAAAAAUUCCCCACGAAUUUAAGUUUUUUAUUUUUUCUUCAAAUUCAUUUGUGUCGUUCGCUGUGUGGUGGCUCGCUCAAAGUGGGGCACAGCAGCAAUACAAGCUUCUCAGCAGCGCGAACUUAAAAUAGAAAACGUCAUACUCAAUCGUAUGAGGUUUUUUCUCAUUAAAUUAAUUUCUAAUUGUAUUUAUUAAACAAUAAACUUACAAAUAAAAAUAAUAAUCGCUAAAGGGAACUAAACACUAAGCGUGUGCUACGUGAAAACUAAAACUAAUAAACUAAUGCUGAAGAAUAUCGUGUCUUUAUUUCGACCAGCAAAUACGGCAGCUGGCUGAGUUUUUAAAAAUUCAGAACGAAGGAACAAAAAAGAAAAAAACGACACCAGAAAUUCCAUCCGUUUUGUGGUUAGGUUAUUGCAUAAAAUCUUGUUACCGCGGCGUGUGAGAGCAGGAAAAGAUCCUGGAAAAUAGUGUAAAACUAAUUCAAACAGAAUUCGCGGAAAUGAUGGUUAUACUUACAUAUUACCGAUUAUAUCCUCACCUGUGAAUACAGAUGCAUAUACUUGACAAGGUCUUUAUUAGAGAAGAGUGCUUUCGAUAGUUAUUCUAUCCCAACUGAACUGUCGUGUAUGUAACUAAGCAAGAACGUCUUAAAAACAGAGUUAACACUAUAAAGAAAUGAAUGAUACAAAUAACUCAACAUUGCAUCAACAUCCACAAGAGGACAACGAGGAACCAUUAGUUUCGUCAACAUCAAAUGACACGACACCCUCAUCGACAACGGUUGCCGUAGUAGUUACGUCGCCAACCAGCUCUAGCAAUAGCAGUACAAGCAGUAGUAAUAUUCAUCUUGAUAACACAGGUCCAACAUCAUCAUCGCCAGCUAGAACCUGUGUGACAUCGAGUACGGGUAACAAUAGUAAUGAUUCGCUUAUUAUAGUAUCGACAAAUCACAAUACCCAGCAGCCAGAUCAGAGACAUAGGAAUAAUGACAGACUUCCUCCGAUAGAAGUAUUAAACGAUGAACCAAGCUGCAGUAAUAGCAGUAGCACUAAUACUUACCAUGAGGACAAUGCGGCUUCGUCCGCUUCAUCAGGCGGAAGAGUAUCGGCGGUGCCAUCAAUAGCAUCCUCCAAUAAGAGUAUUAAUAAUUUCAAUAAAAAUAUCUUACAUUUAGAAAAAUCAGUAGUAGAAGAGGAGCAGGAAGAAGGAAAAAUGGUUGCAUUACGAAAGGCCGCCAGCGAGAUGGCGGCAGUUGCUUCGACGAGUGGUAGCAGUGCUAUUACGAAUGAGGGCAGUGAGACAAAUUCAAGCAAGAUUGACGAAGGAGGUGGUGGAGUUGGAGAUGAUAGUGGAGGAGGAGGAGGAGGUGGCGGAGGUGGAGGCAAGAAGUUCACGUAUAAUAGUGAAUCUCAGAAGGAGGAGCGUAAAGUUGAACCUCUAAAAAUUAACCUUAUUCGCCAUGAAGCGGUUAUACCGAAGAUAACAAUUAAGCCUAUAAUUAAACCUUUCGAUCCGUCGGGAUUGUCUCAUGAAGCGGGAGCUAAUGCUGAACAAAAUGCACGAAAUUCGCCCAUACCAAAACUGACAAUUAAGUCAUCGAUGGUUGUUAACAGCGGAGGAUCUGCAGCAGGAGAUUCUAUCCUUAACGAACCACACAUUGUGCCCAAACUAACAAUACGGGCUAACGAUUCAAAUGACGCUUCAGCAAAUUCGUCAAGUACCUCGCUGCACACUGUGGUUCCAAAGUUGACGAUAAAAAUGGACAGCGGUGGAAUCAAUUGUAUAAAUAACGAAAAAUCUCACUACAUAGAGCUUUCUUCGUCGUCAUCAUCAACGUCGUCGUGUUCGUCACCAUCGCCGCCAUCUAAUACCGAGUUGCAACCACCUUUGCCCAAAUUAACAAUUAAGACAACAAUAGAUGGCAGCAGUGAGGCAACGAUGUCCAAUAUCUCACCAUCGCCUUCGCAGUGUAACUUCGUUGGUUCUACAUCAACGGCUAAUUGUUCGUUGUCAACAGUUCCGAAAAUUACGAUCAAAAGUAUUCCGAAACCGGUGGCGGAGCCAUUGGAGUCUGAGGAGGAGGCAAAAGUACCGAAGUUGACUAUUAAAACUAGUCAGGAACAUGCCGUGAUAAUUCAACAUCAAUCGAUUCCAAAGAUGACCAUAAAGACCAAGUCUUUAGAAAUUCACGAAUCGGAACCGGUAGAGAAAAUUCCGAAGAUAACAAUCAAAACGACUAGCAAUAGUAAUGACAGCUUUACAAUUAAAACUGUUCCGGAGGUAAAUUGUUCGUCGGCGUCUUCUGGCAGUAGCUCAUCCCUUCCCAAACUAACUAAGUCGCUGAACGAAACGAGCACCACAUGCACAGUAAUUGAACAAUCAGCCGAUCGUGUACCGAAGUUAAUGAUAUCGCGUCAAGAUGACCACUCUGUAGUGGAAUCCGAAAAAGUGCCUAAACCCGAAAAGAUUCCAAAGCUGACAAUAAAGCCAAUUCCGCCCUCAACGAAUGACAGUGAAAAAUCACCUGCCGAAAAACAAGUUAUCCCCAAGCUAACAAUUAAAACAAAUGCAAAUACAAGUAGUGUGGUUACCGCUGAAGAUGGGCAAGAAAAGAUUCCAAAGUUUACAAUACGCGCAUCGGACAGCAGUGGGGAUAAUAUGAGACUCACUGUUGUUUCUGAUCCCCUCCCGCCAGCUGAUCUGUUAACAGAGGCUAGUGGCGAAGAACAACACAAAGUCGUCCCUAAAUUGACGAUAAAAAACUUAUCAUCUCCAAAACUAAAAAUCAAAGCAAUUCCAACAGCAGCAGUAGCAGCAGCAGCCGACGCAGUUCCCGUCGUCGUAGCCGAAGAAAAACAAAAGGAAAACGAAGCCAGCGAAGAUAAUUCAUCAUUAGCAUCUGUAGUUUUGGAGAAAAAAAUUAAAAUAAACGAAAUGAUGAAUCAGUAUAUUGAUGACGUGGAGUCCGUACUGCCAAAGGUGAUUUUGCAAAACCAUCACUCCUCCACAAUGAAUAAUAAUGAAUCGUCGACUACGACUACAACUUCAACAGUGACUGCGCCUUCUUCGUCAUCAGUGGAAGAUGCUAUCGAUGUAGAGCGUAAGAAUUCGUCAGACAUGGAAAUUGAUAAAACGCUCAAUCAUGAUCCGCAGACGUUCAAUAAUGCGAACUUGAAAUUUCCCCAAAGCAUUCCGGUAGUAAUGUCAUCGAAAUUUGAUACUGUUGAUCUGACGUCAUCACCUUCGCCUGGUUCGUCCCCAGUUCACGUUUUCAGUGAAGUGACGAAGGAUGUUGUCAAAACGGGAUCAGUUAAUUUGCUUAUGGAAAGACUUCAGCAAAUGGAUGUAGUUAUAAAAAAGCAACAAGCCUUAAACGCAGCAGCUCUUUCUACGUCAUCGGUCUUGGUUUCGAACCCUUUGCGUUCAUUUGAAGUCAUACCAAAUGGACAGCACGAACAAAACAAAUUACCUUGUUCAGAGUCGCCAUACGAAUCUAUAGAGAUAUUGGACUCCCCCGAAGAAAGUCGCUGUUCGUCGUUCAACGAUCGCGUUAAGAUGACAGCAGUAGCAACGAAGCCAUUAACAAUGACCUUAGACCCCAAAGCAAUUCCAGUGAUUGUCAAACAACAACCAACGACAAAGGAAAAUAACCGCAUUAUUGUAAAUAACAUCAUCAACCAUACGGGCAAGUCCCACCACCACUCGAUAAAUAAUAAUAAGGAAGACCAGUUGCAAGUGCGCGUAAACAACCUCAAAAGGCAUGCACCCAAAGGUGAGGUUUAUUCCCCUGAAGGUCAUAAGAUGCCAAAAUUAGUUAGCCAUGCUGAAAAGAAAACCAUCCCGCUUCCAACGUUGAAUCACAUUGAUUUGCCGGUAAACAAUCACGUUCUUGUGCCUAAGAAGCUAGCUGCUGACCCCUUAGCAAUUCCAUUAGAAUUGGAUCCUAUAUCAAAGAAGAUGGACGAAGAGGAACAAAAUUCUACGGCGAUAGUGUGUACAGUACCUGAUGUGCCUGUGGCGCCUCCUGACAAAAGAAAGCGUGGAAGGCCAAGGAAGUCUGGAAUGACUCCUGUUGUCACCCCAGCCCCAAUUCCUAUUGUCACACCAACUGCUACUGCCCAGCCUGCCGCCAACGAUGCCGCCGUUCCAGAUGAUUUAGCGGUAAAAGCAAAGCGUGUUCUCCUUUUGAAGAAGCGGCUAGCUAUUGACUUCGUAGGUUCAGAGUCAAUAGAAGAAGGCUCACUUAAUGACAAACGAUCACAGCGAACACCACUACGAAAUUCACGUCGAAGUGGUACACCAGUGUUGUCUAAGACGCCCUCAGAGUCAAACUCGGUUAACGAAAGACUCCAGCCCUCUGUGAAAUUAAGCAAACAGUCUUCUUUGUCAUCAUCACAGUCUUCGCAGGAUCAACCAAUGAAUCACAAUAAUGUAUAUACAAUCGGAACGUCAUCUUCGUCCUCUUCGAUUUCUUCUGCCUCGAUUUCGGCCCAGCUAUUAGACUUACAAACAGCCGAAGCAGUGCAAAAAUCUAUGGAUGGGGAAAACGAAUCGAUGGCGCCUGGUGAAAAGACACCUCCACCCACACCAAGUUCUGCAUUUCCAGAUGAGUUGUUCAUGACUCCAAAGACUGAAGACAGAAGACGGACGGAUUCAUUAGAUGGAUCAAGCGAAGACAUGAAUGCCCCGUAUACACCUUCCCGGGGGCGUGGACGCGGCCGUGGUCGAGGACGAGGUAGAGGACGGGGUCGUGGCAGUGGGAGAGGCCGAGGAACUCCUCGACCAAGAUGUAUUGGAGGGCUAAAGCAUACUCCUGAUCCAGAACGACUGAAAGGAGUUAAUUUCUUAAGUCCGGAGCGACGAAAAUACAUUGAAACCUGUGCCAAUAGAACACCAUCCGAAGUUCAAAUUUAUGAAGAAGACACUCGCAUGAGUGCCGAUCUUGACACUACCCGCCCAACAGAGUACUUUAACAACGAUGAUACCCAAAGUUCUAUGAUAAGCAACACGAGCAUUUUAGAUAACAGUGCGAUUGUUCGUAAAGUUAGAAGGAAAAAAUUCGAAACUGUUGCAACCGAAAAUGCUGAGUAUACUGUUGACCUUAUUGCUGAAUACGAUUGGCCACCACCUAAAGGCUGUUGUCCAGCUAAGAAUCGUGAUACGUUUAUGAUUCAGGAACAGAUAGCCUUGUACCUGGGUAUUAAGAGCUUCAAACGAAAGUAUCCAGAUUUGCCACGACGACAAGUCGAUAUGGAGGAGCGCAAUUGGUUGCAAGAGAAGGGCCUAGUUGCGGAGAAGAUGUGUGAUCUCGGUAUUACAGCGGUGUGGGCUUCUGAUGUCCUCGACAUUAUGUACACGGAUUUUUACGAAAAAUACGAAGAAUAUAAGAAUUUCGUACGUCAGAAGCAUAUUCGAGAACUUGAGGCUAAAGCGAAAGGAGGAAUGAAUUUCAAUGUGUCUUGUAAGGGUAUGGCAACAAGAGACAGAGCGUUACACGCGACAUCUAAGUGGAAUGCACAUUUUAAUAAAUCUCGCAAAGAAGAGCGGAGAUCAUGUUUGGAUCUGCAAACUUUGGUCAUCAAUGUACCACUACCGGCGAAAUUAGUCAACCGUCCAACACCGGUUACGGUUAAACCAAUGGAAGUAGCAAGGAGUUAUGCAAUGGCAUUGGUACCAGGUCAAUUCUGUGAGAAUUAUCGCCACUAUACACCCCAGGAAUUAAGGUCGUAUCCAAUUAACACUGUCCUUGAAGACCCAACGACGUGGAAAGAGAGACUAUAUUCAUCGAAUACUGAAGUUCCUGAUGCAUCGAAUGUUGAAACAUCGUCCUCGUGCGGCGAAGAAGAAAAAGAUGAUGGUUCGGGCAGUUCGAGCAGCAGUUGUUCUUCGGAUUCAAGUUCAGAUGAUUCGGAUUCUGAUUCGAGUCAAUCAUCAGAUGAAGACAAGCCUCCGGAUGGUCUAAAAUGUUGUGUUUGCCACCUGCCACAGAAUAGUAAUCCAAAAGGACUACCUGAAGUAUUUAUUCGAUGUUUUACAUGUCGCAGGAGAAUACAUCCUACUUGCAUAGAAAUGCCAAAUCGUAUGGUAUGCCGGGCUAGAAACUACAAUUGGCAGUGUGCUGAUUGCAAAUGUUGUAUAAAGUGUAAGAGAAAACAAGAUCCAACAAAGAUGUUGUUUUGUGAACAAUGUGAUCGUGGUUAUCACAUCUACUGUCUUGGUGUUAAAUCUUUACCCGAAGGUCGAUGGCACUGCGAACGUUGCCUUAUAUGUAUGCGAUGUGGUGCUACCAAGCCUGAGGGCCAUCCUCAACCACAAGCAUCUCCAACAGACUCACCUGGUGUAGCGAAGACUAACAAAAGCAAAAAACUAAAAUGGGUUAAUGAAUAUCGCAUUGAUCACAUUUCAAAAUUGCGAGAACAUUUUUCAAUGCUGUGUGUUCCUUGCGCUAAGCAUAAGGCCAAUGCCCGACGUUCUUGUAACAACAACAACAACUCCACAAUAACGACAACAACAACAACACCACACAGUGGAAGUGCACAUUCCCAUAGUAAUCAACAAAUGUCACCGCCACCACCACCUCCACCGGUUGCGACUAUAGUAACACCUGCUCCUCAAAACCUUAACACGGUGCUAUCACCGACGACGGUGACGCCGCGAAAACCAAGAGCAUCUAAAAAACCAACAAAACAAACAACAAUAACAACAACACUUACAACAACAACAACCACAACAACAACGACGACUCCGUCGGUGUAAGUAAUUUGUAUUUUAUUUUUAAAAAAAUCAAUAAAAAUUUAUUUUACAAAACGAAAAAAUAAAACAAAAUAUGUUAAUACAAUAAAAAUAAUUACAUACUAAAUUAAAACCGAAAACCGUUAUGAGAAGAGACUAAUUAAAUUAAAUUAAAUUAAACACUUAUUCACAUACACCUACACCCACACCCAAACCAAUAAUACACCCCCACUCAAAACUACAGUCUACGAACUCUUAUUUAUAAUUUUUAUAUAUAAAACUACCUUUUUUGUUAAUUUAUUGAACAAAGCUCCAUUAAGAUAAAUAUGUUUGUUUUUAUUUAAACGGUUUAGUUUUUUUCUUUUAUAAAUAUCACUUAUUAUAUAAGAUGAAAAAAAAAAAUAAAUAAAUAAAUAAAAUAUUGUACAUAAACACAUACUAUAAGCGAAGCAACAAAUUAGCACAUUCAUAUAAUUUUAAGUCGUACAACUUUUAGCUGUUUUGUUUUGUGUUUAUUUUUAAGUUCAGUCUAUGAGGGUUUACAUUGUUUGAUCAAAUCCAUAGAAUUUUGAAUUUAAAAACCAACAACAUGAUAGUUGCGUGAUUUUAUGUUGUAUGCUUGUGCUUUCAAAUCAAACAUCAUGUUAAUAUAUUUUUGUUUUUAAAUACUACGGUUUCUUGUUGUUUUUUAUAAUAAUUAAAAAUUUAUCUUGAGGGGUUUAAUAAGUUGAACAAAUUGCACUAACUACAGACAAUCGGUUAAACAUAAUUACUUGGAUAAUCUUAAACUAGAAAUUAUUUCCUUGGAUUACAUUUUAUUUUAUCUGCUAAUCUUUUGCAUACUCUCGUUUUAAAAAACUUCAAAGUUUUACAGAAGCCUCACUCACCAAUUUUUAGAUGGUUGUAGAACGAAAAGAAAUGAUAAUUUUGUAUAUGGUCAUAAAACUUUUGCACAAACUUUGAAAAUAUCAGAGGGACGAAAGUAGAGACCACAGUGCGAAUACCUAAAAGCCAGAAUGGUUCGAUUUAAUUAGAUGUCAUAUAGAACUACACCUGGAAUAAAACAUUUUAUUAAUAAGAUGUCUAAAGAGCAUUAACUGAAAUGGCUUUCUGCAGUUGUAAUUAAUAAAGUUAUGAGUUACAUCAGAAUCGUGAAAAUAAGUUCAUAGUCCAGAGUCCUUAACCCUCAAGAAGGCGCGCGGUUAUUUGUAACGGGAGCGGACGCGCGUAACCGAAAAGACCUAUGGGAUGAAUAAAAGAAAUAAAGCACUAAUUAUUUAUUAAUUUGUACUCAGAUACAUUAUCAUUGUCUUUAAAGUCUUAUUUGUCUAAAAAGGACUUAAAAUUAUGAAAAAGGAGCAAUUAUUACAACUUAAAUAUGAAUGAAAAUGUAAUAAGCGCGGUCGAUUCGACUACCCGUGCCCACUUGGAGGUUAUCUCUGAUAAACAUGAGCAACGUGAGACCUUUGCUUAAACUGUACAUACAAUAAAAAAAAAUGCAGAAACUGAAAUAAAGAUUCGGGUUAUGAUUACACUGCUCGACUAAAUAAGGUCUUUUACAUUUCCUGAAAUUGAAUUUUGCCUUUAAAAGUUUCUAACGUAACAGGUUUUUAAAAUGUGCCCCUUUAAAAGUUCUUAAAACAGUUUUAAGGCUACACAAAUACAAAUCUUUAUCUUCUAGAUACAGUUUAAAUAAUUUUAGUAUCUCACUUAGUUUUUUGUAAUAUCUCAUUAGUUAUGAGAUGACUAUCGGUUGGUUAUUAGAUUCUUUUGAAAAAUCUUGAUUGAGUUAAUUUUUUUGAAUAAUUCUUUUUAGAGUUAAUUUUUAGUGUUGAUUCCGAAUUCUAACUCCGAAAUACCAGAUUUCAACACCCAUUUUAUAUAUUUUAAUUAAUAUAUUUCAAAAACUUGAUGUUAUAACCUUAGAACUACGCAUUCAUAAUAAGAACAAAAAUACUGUAAUGCGUUUUUCUGUUAAGAACCGUUUAGGCAUAACAGCCCUAUUCUGCUAUUCACGUGGAUCGUAUAUUCAAUUCCCCCAUUCGAUUCCCUUUCACACUGCCUUUGCAUUCUGCCAUCCAUCGGGUGAACUACAUUAUCCCAAACCAAUUUGACUUUCAAAUAAACAUGUUGGAUAAAUUCUUUUGAUUCAUACACAAAUUAAGUUUAAUCAAUCCACCUAAACAGAAUAAUUUGUGUAAUUUUUGGAACUGGGAAGUAUGUAACUUUUUAUUCCAAUUGUAAGCAGAGGAAUAAGAGAAUCCUCAAACAGCGAGCUUCGGAGAAAUGUUUGAAAAGUGUCUCCCUUCCCCUAGAAAUGUUUAUGUUCUUUUAUUUAUAAAACAGUUAUACUAAAUUUAGCAAUAAAUUAGUUUUCACUUACAUUUUGCUUACACAAAUUAACAAACCAGACAUCAAAUGAAAAAUCCGCUGCAUUUUAUAUGCGGAUCUGAAUUGUAUAGAAUGAAUGCUUUCACGUGAAUAGAAGAAUACCGCGCACUAUUACCGACGUUACUGACUUACACAGAUUCACUUCGAAUGAAUAGCAGAAUUAUGAUUAGUGAAAAUUCAAGUAAAAUUCUCCCCGGUGAAUAGCAGAAUAUGCCUGUAAGUGCUUUAGUAUUCUCUUAGGGUAAAAGUGGAAAGUAAAGACUUACAACUAAUGACGAUUUUUUGAAAAACAAAUGAUAUAAUGAAAAUAUUUAUACGGAAUAUUGAAAUAAGGAAUUGUAAAUUCAAAAGAUCAUCACGAAUUUUAUUGAAAAAAAAACAACAUCAUGAAUUACCUAGCACUAAGAAUCCUAAGUUGUAAAAUCUCUAACUCUGACUUGAAAAACUGAUACAAAAGCAUUAAGUUUGAAAUAAAAUUGAAUCAACUGAGAACUCGUGGAUCAAAAAUGAGCUUAAUGUUUGAUUUUUUUAAAAGUUUUUUUUUCGCGUUGUCACUGUUGAGUUAUUAUUUCACUAUCUAGAAAACUCCUUGUUACAGUUUUCGAGUAUUUAAUAAUGAACUACACCAACCAUUCUAGUAUUAAAUUAUUACAAAAACAAAUAAAAUUGUCAAUUGGAAACAAAAAGUGUGUAAUGACCUAAGGAAAUUAUCAGUCUCAUGUAUGUGCGAAAUCAAAAGGUAAGGUUUUCGAAGGACGUGUUUCGUACAACCAAAGUGUUAAGUUUGUUCAUUUAUAUAAUACUUUUAAAAUUAGGUAAAUAUUAAUAUUACAGAGAAAUAAGUUGUACAGACUUUUAAGUUUUUAAAAACAAAAAAUAAAAGAGUAACACUAUCCGAUUUUUGUAUAAACAUAACAUUUAUUUUGAAAUUCAACAAAUAAUAUAAAUUUGUAUCGAGGCUGAUGGUUGAAAAAUCUCCUACCAGAGGAUGACAAAUUCGUCUGAACCGCGAACCCAAAGCAUACGCUUCUGAACUCCAGGACGGAUCCAAUCCGAUUCCUGAAUAGGCUGCCAACAGGCAAAUUGAUAGUGGUUAAGAUACCGUUUUUAGCUAACCUUCUGCGAAUUAAUAAAAUUUAUAGGUACACUAUCUUCAAAAUUCCUUUCGCAUUCCCUAUAUUUCUCGUUAGUUCUACUUAAAAAAUAAAUAAAAGUAUACAUAUUUUGAAUGCUUUGAAUUUCUUCAUAUUCCAACUGCCUUUAAACAAAGUCUUGCGCUUAUUGUUGUUCUAACUAAUUUUAUUUUAUAUAAAAAUGUUGUUAUAUGAUUUCAUUCUCAAAAAAAAAGAAAAAUGAUUUUAUUUAUAAUAAAUAUAAGUUAGGAAAUACAUAGUAAAGGUCCUUUAAACCAGAGAAAUAAAAAACUCAAAUCUCAUAUCUCUCAUUAUCUUAUUCUUAUUCUUAUCUUUAUUUUUUGUUCUUAUUAAGUUGAAAUUUUUUUGUUUUUAAUAAAAAAAAACAUAAAUACAUGCUAUGCAGUGAUAGAUUUUAAGAAAGGAAUCAAUUUUAAUUUUCAAAAUCACCUAAUAUACCCAACAUUAUAUAAAAAUAAACAAUAUACAUACAUAUAUAUAUAUAUAAAUAUAUAUUUUUUUACGAAAUAAAAUAUAUUUAAACAAAAACAAAAAAAAAUAUAUAUAACCUUUUAAAGCACUCUUAAAUAAAUGUGUAAAUGGCUUCAGUUUAGAUUUAAAGAUUCUCGAAAUAGAAAUAAAAAAUAAAAAGAAAACAAACGUUUAAUAUAAUUUUAAAAAAUUAUUGUGUACAGAAAAAAAAAACAAAACAAACAAAAACAUUUAAUUAUAGUAAAUUAGCAACUAAGACUAACAAUAGUUAAAAUAUUUUGUGUACAACAACUUUUGCUAUGUGUAUAUUAUUAGAAAUAAAAACAAAAUGAUAAUAUUAAUUAAAAAUACAAAUAAAAAAUAUAUAUUUAAUUGUUUUAAAUUUCAAAAAUAAAAAAUUAUGUUUAAUUUUUUUUUAAAUUUAAGUUUGCGUAAUUAUAUGUAAAAGUUGUAUAUUUUUAUAUUUAACAAAACAAAACAAAAAAACAGAUUAAAUGGAUGAAAGAUAUAAAAUUAUAAAUACGGAUUGACCGAAAAAAAAAUAAAAUUUUUAUUGAGUUUAACAAAACAAAAACUUACAUACUCGAUAAAAAUAUUAAAUGGAGAUGAUGAAAGUACGAUAAAUUCAAUAAAAGUAAAUAUAUAUUUCAAAAGAAA